AUGGCAUAUGAUCGGUAUGUAGCCAUUUGCCACCCACUGCACUAUGAGAUGGUGAUGAAUUGGAAAGCCUGCACUGAAAUAAUCAUUCUAGUGUGGGUUUCAGGUCUUAUCUGUGGAAUCCUACAUACAAUUGGCACUUUUUCAGUCCCUUUUUGUUCUAAUGUUGUCAACCAAUUUUUUUGUGAAAUUCCACAAUUGAUAAAACUAUCCUGUUCUGGCUUCAAUCUAGUUGAGGUUGGAAUUGUUGUGGUCAACAUCAUUGCUGCACUAGGCUGUUUUACUUUUAUUUUCAUAUCUUAUGCAGUGAUCUUCAAGACAGUAUUGAGAAUCCCUUCUGAGCAAGGAAGACAAAAAGCUUUAUCCACUUGCAUUCCCCACUUUAUAGUAGUGUCUGUGUUAGUAUUAAGUGUAUGUUUUGCCUAUCUAAGACCUCCCUCUAACACUUCAUCUCACUUAGAUUUUGGAUCAACUAUUCUCUAUUCUCUUUUUCCACCCCUGUUCAAUCCAAUCAUCUAUAGCAUGAGAAAUCAGAAUAUAAAAUAUGUUCUUUCUCAGUUGUGGAGGUUCUGA
Molecule: messenger RNA, 570 nt
Organism: Protobothrops mucrosquamatus (brown spotted pit viper)
Lineage: Eukaryota; Metazoa; Chordata; Lepidosauria; Squamata; Viperidae
Product: olfactory receptor 14A16-like
Exons: 1
Coding region: 1-570 (189 amino acids)
Biological process (GO): G protein-coupled receptor signaling pathway
Cellular component (GO): membrane
Molecular function (GO): olfactory receptor activity
Source: RefSeq, a predicted model, not a curated record